This is a messenger RNA of Pocillopora damicornis (cauliflower coral), 1356 nucleotides long. Its product is annotated as QRFP-like peptide receptor. Gene Ontology annotation, cellular component: plasma membrane. Gene Ontology annotation, molecular function: G protein-coupled receptor activity. Gene Ontology annotation, biological process: G protein-coupled receptor signaling pathway. The record is from RefSeq and is a predicted model, not a curated record. NCBI's taxonomy places the organism in Eukaryota, Metazoa, Cnidaria, Anthozoa, Scleractinia, Pocilloporidae.
AUAUUGAGUUAUCUAUCAGCUCUCUUUAGAUCACCAUAUCGUUUCCUGUUAAUAGUGGGUAAAGGUCACGCGUACAAAGACUAAUGAAUUUGGCUUAUCUCAAGGGAUGCCAAAUUGGUCCGAUUUAUUGGCACCUAACGUCGCUGUAGCCGCUAGGAAUAGCACAACUGUUUUAAAUUCAUGCAGUACAACAAUAUAUAAAUGGACCAUAACCCUAAGCGUGAUUCAUUUUAAGGUCGAUCAACUGUAAGUUACAGCGAAUUCCGCCAAAAUGAAUACAAACGUCUCUGCAGAUCGUCUGGAAAACAGUCAAAAUGCGAGCCGCAACGACACCUUUUUAGAAAAUCUUUGUGCCGAUGAUGAAGCUCCUGUAGGUCCAGAGCAAGUUACAAUAGUGAUACAUGUUCUCACUCUGCUGGUUGCCUUGCUUGGAAACACCUUCCUCAUCACUGCGUUUUUAAGCGCGAAGGAUUCUAUGAUGCUUCUUAUUGUCAACAUGGCUGCGUCUGACUUGUUAAUGGCAAUCUUUCUAAUUCCACGCGUGAUAACAAGAGAAAUCAUCAGGUCCAGCGCUUUUCUCGUUCAUGGAAGUGGAGGCGUAUUUCUGUGCAAGAUGUGUACUUUUCUUAGUGACAUGUCAUUGGCGGUAUCGACACAGACUCUGGUCGUAAUCUUCGUUGAGCGUCUCUUAGCGAUUGUUUAUCCCAUGCUCUAUAAGAAAAUCACGCUCAAUGUACGCUGGAGAGCAAUCAUUUCUACGUGGAUCACGUCUGCAGCAAUUCAUGCACCGUACUUUUACAUCAUGCGCCUAAUUCCGUUCCACUCCAACGGCAGCAAGAUCCAAUUGUGCAUUCCUACCUGGGAGCCAGCUUUUGAAGACGAAUCGGCGCACCUUCGCUACAAUAUUUUUUUAUUCACCACAGUACUGUUAAUACCACUAUUUACAAUCUCUGUUCUAUCGGCUAUUGUAGUAUGCGGCUCACGCAAGGAUAAACUGGCUGAAAGUCGUACCGAAAAGGGAAAAAGACGAAACCGAGAACGUAUCAAAAAAUUGCACCGAAUGGCCGCCGUUACUGUAACGGCACUUUUUAUAUGUUGGACUCCUUAUGUUGUUUUUUCUUUCCUUGACCUCUUUUCACUAAGACCGGUUCCCGAGUGUAGUAAGAUACAGAAAGUCAUGCGAUAUAUCUCGCGGAUAUUAGCCUCUUCAUAUUGUGCAGUUAAUCCAUGUAUUUGCCUAAUUUUCCUUCGAAAUUUUUCGCGUGAGCUUAGUAAAAUCUGUAAAAAGAACUUCUGUAAAUGAAGCGUUUAGAAAUCAAAGUGGAAGGAAAGAAUGAGUCAGAUGACAGUCUCGUG